AUCAUUUUUCAUUGGUGUAAGCAGUAGCAGUAAAGUUGUCGGGAAUAAAAUAUUAUAGUACAACUGUACAAGUACAAAAUAUCACACUAUUAUAAUAUUAUUUUUUCAUUGGUUUAGUUGAUGAUAAUAGCACUAUCACAGCAUCACUUUUGUUCAACUUUUGGGGUUUGUGAGCAACGCCAAUCAGCACUCGGCAGCCCAUUGAGCUAUGUAAUAUUUUGCAAAUAUUAUAAAUAUUAUUUGUUAAUAUUUAUUAUUUAGUUUAAAGCAGAAAUAGUAGAAGUUCGUUAAAAAAAAUGGUUGACGUAGAUGGAAAAACUCAUGAAAUGUUGUUAGACAAUUACAUUUCAAACCUUAAAAGAAAGAAAUGGGAAAGUAACCAUGUAAUUGCGGAAAAAACUGUUCAGCUUUUUAGACACUUUAUUGAUACAAUCCACUGGUCAACAACUAUAGAAUUACUAAAUCAAUUAAGAGAAUAUGGAUUCCGAAUCACAUCAGCAUUACCAUUACAAUUUAUUGUUGGCAAUAUUAUUAGACGUAUAUUAAACAUUGUACGAGAAGAAUACACUGCUGCUAGAAAAAGCUCUGAAGAAGAAAUUGAUGUACAAGACUCAUUACACAAAAUAGUUACAUCUGAAGAUGAUGUUGAUGAUUAUAAUAGCAUUGUCCCGGAACUUAAGUUAUCAAUUUUUGAACAUUUAGAUGAAUUUCAAAUAGAGAUAGAAUCCAGUAAUGAAGAUAUUUCUAAGCAAGCAUUAGAACAUAUUCAUUCAAAUGAAAUUAUUCUCACUGUUGGACAAUCAUCUGAAGUUGAAAUGUUUUUAAAAGAAGCUGCUAAAGAUCGAACUUUUGAAGUAUUCAUAACAGAAUGUUCCCCCUUAAAUCAUGGUAGACAAUUAGCACUAAAUCUCUCAAAACAUAAAAUUCAAUCAACACUAAUUCCAGACUCUACAAUGUUUGGCAUAAUGUCUAGAGUGAAUAAAGUAAUUAUUGGGGUUGAUUCUGUUAUGGCCAACGGAGGUCUUAGAACAUUCAAUGGAUGUCAUGCAGUCGCUUUAGCUGCAGCUCAUUACUCUGUUCCGGUGAUAGUCUUAGCACCAAUGUAUAAACUGAGUUCACGUUACUUAUGUUCAUACAACCAGGAUGCAUUUAAUGAAUUUGUUUCGCCAGCUGGUGUUCUGAAUUAUUCAGAUUCAGUUGUAUCAAAAGUUGAUGUUUACAAUCCUACAUAUGAUUAUGUCCCUCCUGAAAAUGUCACUCUAUUUAUUUCAAAUAAUGGUGGUCAUUCUCCUUCAUAUGUGUACCGAUUGUUAUCUGAAAUAUAUCAUCCGCUUGAUUACGAUUUAUCUGUUCACAACAAAUAAAAUAUUUCUUAAUGAUACCCAUGUUAUUA
Messenger RNA from Metopolophium dirhodum (rose-grain aphid), 1393 nucleotides. RefSeq names its product translation initiation factor eIF-2B subunit beta (gene eIF2Bbeta). The record is from RefSeq and is a predicted model, not a curated record. Gene Ontology annotation, biological process: translational initiation. NCBI's taxonomy places the organism in Eukaryota, Metazoa, Arthropoda, Insecta, Hemiptera, Aphididae. Gene Ontology annotation, molecular function: translation initiation factor activity; guanyl-nucleotide exchange factor activity. The coding region runs from base 297 to 1364 and encodes 355 amino acids. Gene Ontology annotation, cellular component: eukaryotic translation initiation factor 2B complex. The transcript is spliced from 9 exons.